This is a messenger RNA of Rotaria sp. Silwood2, 783 nucleotides long. Lineage: Eukaryota; Metazoa; Rotifera; Eurotatoria; Philodinida; Philodinidae. The record is from the annotation of a GenBank genome assembly.
AUGAAUCAUUCAAACAUUGAUCUUCUUGAUCUAUCCAAUGAAAUAUUACUUAUUAUCUUGAAGAAACUCGAUAAUAUUGAUGUUCUUUAUUCGUUAUGUGGUAUUAAUAAUGAACGACUUGAUAUUUUACUACAAGAUGAUAUAUUUAUUAACACUCUCAAUCUUGUGUCAAUAUCAUCAACAAUUGAUCAUUUAAAGCUUGAUCGAUUCUGUAUUUAUAUAUUACCUCGAAUUUGUCACUUUGUCAAAAAAUUCAUUAUCGAAACAAUAUCUAUGGAACGUAUUCUUCUUGCUGGUGAUUAUUCAAAAUUGACUUAUUUAGAGCUUUUCAAUUUUAAACAAGAUAUAAUUUACCGUUAUUUUACAUAUGCUCCAGCUGUUCAACAUAUCUUUAAACACAAAAUAGCAGACCUUAUUCUUCAUAAUAAUGAUAAAUAUACCAGAAAGACAUUGACGCGGGUUUAUACUAGAAAUGUGUAUGCUCCGAUUUUGGUUUUUUUCCAAAAUUUAAAGAAUUUAAUUAUUGUUGCCUCAUCUGAGAAUGAUUAUCCACCUUUGUCAAUUUAUGAUCUACCAUUAAGUACUUUUUACUCUUCGACUAUUACUCUAUUACAAAUUAAUGUGUAUAAUUUUCAUGAUUGUAUUUCUUUACUUGAUGGUCGUCUUGAACAACUAACUACGUUCAUCGUUCAAGUGCAUCGUAUUAGAAAGUUAUUUUCGGUCUCUAACAAUAUGGUGAGUUCAUUCUAUGUUGUUUUACUGUUGAUUCAAGCUAAGGAAUAA